AGUUAGUAAGUAAACUGUUGAAUCCAAAUGUGUAAAAUUGGACGAUGUUCCUCUAUCCUUCCGCUGUAUGAUGGGUUUCGGGGAGGAGGCAGGACUAACGCCAAGAUUCUGGCUCUUUUCUCGGCUGUCUGCAGUUGACAAUCAGGAGGUCACAUGUCAUCUGGGGAUGAGCUACUUCGAGGUGUACAACGAGAAAAUCCAUGACUUGCUCGUGGUCAGGGAGGAACAAAACCACAGCUCUGAGGCCCAGACCAGCGGUGACCGCCUCAUGGUGAGCACUGCUCCUCAGCCCAGACCGCCUCAUGGUGAGCACUGCUCCUCAGCCCAGACCGGCGGUGACCGCCUCAUGGUGAGCUCUGCUCCUCAGCCCAGACCGCCUCAUGCUGAGGAGACCGCCCUCAUGGUGAGCCUGCCUCAUGGUGAGCUCUGCACUGCUCCUCCUCAGCCCAGACCGCCUCAUGGUGAGCACUGCUCCUCAGCCCAGACCGGCGGUGACCGCCUCAUGGUGAGCGUUGCUCCUCAGCCCAGACCGCCUCAUGGUGAGCCUGCCUCAGCCCAGACCGGCGGUGACCGCCUCAUGACCGGCGGUGACCGCCUCAUGGUGAGCACUGCUCACUGCUCCUCAGCUCAGCCCAGACCGCUCCUCAGCCCAGACCGCCUCAUGGUGAGCUCUGCUCCUCAGCCCGGUGACCGCCUCAUGACCGGCGAUGACCGCCUCAUGGUGACCGCCUCAUGCCCAGACCGCCUCAUGGUGAGCGCUGCUCCUCAGCCCACAGGCGGUGACCGCCUCAUGACCGGCGGUGACCGCCUCAUGGUGAGCGCUGCUCCUCAGCCCAGACCGGCGGUGACCGCCUCAUGCGCUGCCUCAGCCCAGACCGCCGGUGAGCUCUGCUCCUCGCCUCAUGGUGAGCUCUGCUCCUCAGCCCAGACCGGCGGUGACCGCCUCAUGGAAGGUGCCAGCAUCAACAAGUCCCUGCUGAGCCUGGGGAAGGUGAUCUCUGCCCUCUACAUUUCAUCCAGGUUUCAUAUCUCUCAUGCAAGAUUUGUUUUGGUUUGUGAGGUGAUUUUGUCGAGAGCUUUGCGUGAAUACCGUGUGCAUCUCCACAGUGUGCAUCUCCACCAUGUGCAUCUCCACAGUGUGCAUCUCCACCGUGUGCAUCUCGACCGUGUGCAUCUCCACCGUGUGCAUCUCGACCGUGUGCAUCUCCACCGUGUGCAUCUCCACCGUGUGCAUCUCCACCGUGUGCAUCUCCACCGUGUGCAUCUCCACCGUGUGCAUCUCCACCGUGUGCAUCUCCACAGUGUGCAUCUCCACCGUGUGCAUCUCCACAGUGUGCAUCUCCACCGUGUGCAUCUCCACCGUGUGCAUCUCCACCGUGUGCAUCUCCACAGUGUGAAUCUCCACAGUGUGCAUCUCCACCGUGUGCAUCUCCACCGUGUGCAUCUCCACCGUGUGCAUCUCCACCGUGUGCAUCUCCACCGUGUCCGAAUACCCUUUCCUGUCGCCUUGUUGUCCAGGCUGCUGAAGGAGAGCCUGGGCGGAAACUCCAAGACGGCCAUGAUCGCCACCCUGAGCAGCAACCCCAGCGGUCACAGCAACGUGGAGGAGAGCCUGAGCACGCUGUGGUACGCCAAGCAGGCCCGCGGGAUCAUCAACGUGGCCAAGGUCAACGAGGACACCAACGCCAAGCUCAUCAGAGAUCUGAAAGCUGAGGUAGAGAAGUUACGGGCGGCUCAGAUGAGCUCUCAGGGCAACGAGCCGGAGAAGAUGGACCUCUUCCAGCAGGAAGUCUUGGCUCUGAAGAGCCAGCUGACGCAGCAGGAGAGGGAGAUGGCCGAGGCCCACAGAGCGUGGAGAGAGAAGCAGGCAGAGAAACACAAACGUGAGGAAACUGAAGUAUUACAGGAAGCGGGCGUCACGUUUGCUGUGGACAACCGACUACCCAACUUGGUGAACCUGAACGAGGACCCACAGCUGUCGGAGAUGCUGUUAUACAUGAUUAAGGAGGGACAGACCAAGGUCGGCCAGCACAAGUCCGAGUCCCCCCACGACAUCCAGCUGUCUGGGGCCCUUAUCGCCGACCACCACUGUGUCGUUUCCAAUGUAAACGGUGAAGUCGGCAUCACUCCCAUGGAAAACGCCAAGACCUUUGUCAACCUGGUCUCGUCUUGCGUCUUGUACGUAUUGUCUUGCGGCAACAGGGUGAUCCUGGGCGGAGACCACUACUUCCGCUUCAACCACCCGGCAGAGGUGAAGUCUGGGAAACGCGUGUCAUGCUGGACUGGAGCGGGCGAAGGCCAGAAGGACUUUGAGUUUGCCAAAAACGAGCUGCUCUCCGCUCAAAGAGCACAGUGAGCAUCCAUUUUGUUUCCGUGUCGACUGGAAGAGGAGAUCGAGGAGGCCCGUCUGAAGGCCAAAGAGGAGAUGAUGCAGGGAAUCCAGGUGGCCAAAGAGAUGGCCCAGGAGGAGCUGUCGGACCAGAAGGCUCGUUAUGAGAACAGGAUCAAAGCCUUGUUAGAGAGAACUGGUACGUCCACUAUGGAGGAGGAGAGCGCGAGGAAGCGGCAUUGGGAGAUGGACCAGCAGCAGGUAGCCUCCAAGAUGGAGGAGCUGCAGUCGGCCAAGGUGGAGCUGGAGCAGGAGGUGGACACACACAAGACACGUCUCCGCCUCCAUAUGGAGGCCCAGGCCGCACGGCGGGCCAUGGCCGACCACGGUGUCCGGCAGGCCAAGGUGGUGGAGGCCCUCGAGGCAGAGAAGUGGAAGAUCGACAAAGACCUCGAGGAGAUGCAGAGGAAACUGCCAUUGAAAGGAAGCAGGACUCCGAGAAACGAACAACCUGGCCCGCCCCUGAGGGAACUCGACCAGGUCAGUGACAACCUGGCCGUCGUGAGGGAACUCGACCAGGUGGACCGCAGCGCCUCUGAAGAUGACGACGUGUUUUACGACCCCAAUGAUGAGUGGGAUAUAUCUGCCUCCUCAACCGCCGCCUCCUUUUCACGGAGAAGGUACAUUUCUAAAUCCUGUUGGAAGAGCAGGAGGAUUUCAGGGCGUCUCUAUGAAAUCAGAGUGCACCCUAUUCAGAGCCUUCAUUGUAGCAACUUGUCACGGUCCUCUGGUCAGUCUGUUGUGGCCAAACCACACUCUCUGCACUCAAGCUUGUCAGAGUCCGUCCUGCCGGGGAUCUGCAAAGAUCUGAUUGGUCAGACGGUAAGGCGGCUGCGCGAGUGUCAUAGCCACGAGGAGAGCACGGCAGACAGGCUGACCUCUGCUACGUGUAGUCAGGAGAACAUGUUUGAGGCUGAGGCACAGAGCCAGCUGGUGAAGGCCACCUCAGCCAUCCAGAGAGCCGUGUUCACGCACUGGGUGACCAGUGUCGAUCCUGGAACCGGAACGCUCUACAUUAAUGCAGAGGAGCUCAAGACCCCAAGUCAAGAGAACGGGAGGUUACUUUCACCUUCUCAUCCAGGUGGCUGUGACUGCGAUCUCAUCCAUGGUGAACGAGUGGUCAGUGUCCCACUCGUCCAUGUUGAACGAGGCCCAGUGUCCCACUCGUCCAUGGUGAACGAGUGGUCAGUGUCUGGACUCGGCCCUGCAGGUCAUCAGCCACCUCCGGGACCCAGCUGUGGGCCAAGGCCACGGGCAAGCAGACGACCACACCGGGUUCCACUCCUAUCAGAUAAAAACAUGAAGAAGAAGCGGCGUCCACAUCGAGUCAGAAUUGACUUGUAUCCCCGUGGAACGUUUCCCACACCUUGUAGAAUGUCCCGAAGUAUUCAAUGGGUGUACCUAAUAAACUGUCCGCGGUCUGUGGUCCUGUCUCUGUUGGAGGGGACCUGUAAAGGGGUGCAUUCUCUCCUGGAGGAGGGCCUGACUAUCUCCAAGGAGAUGCUGAGCGAUACUCAGCUGACCUACCCCAGGACUCCGGUUUUGCAGAGCCUCAAGUCGAAGAUGCUCGACCUGUCCUUCCCUCUCUAUAUCCACUGCCACAUGACGAGAGGGAUGAAGGAGAGGAACGGUGAAGACCUUGAUCCGUCACACCUGCACAGAGUGAAGAACACGGCAGCCAAACUGUUCCAGCUCAACAAGGCCAUCGGGCAGCUCCACUCUGCUCUCUCUCUCAUCCUCCGAGAAAGUGACACCAGCCUCAUCGCCUGCCGAGAAACUGUCUUCUCGUACAAGACCAUCGACGAGGUCAUCAACAGUCUCCCCAGUGGCGCCAACAACUUCAGCCUCCGUCUGCCCUGCGUGCAGACCGUCAUGGCGGCCCGGGAUGAGCUCCACGCUGCCCUGCAGUCCCCGAGUAACGUCUUCAACCCCCAGGGACAUAAGGAGGAGAAGACAGGGUAUUUUGGUUCAGAGAAAAGCUUAGUAGAAAUGAGUCUGGUGAAGGAAGGGCCCAUGGUGGCUUCAGCCAUGGGAAUGAACAGAGGAGAUGCACAGGCGCGAUGAGCUGAUCCGGGUUGUGUUUCUGUAGGCAUGUAAAUGCAGAAAAAAACUGGCAAAUGGGGAGGUAGUGAGAUCUGAAGUUGUCCAAUAAGGAACACUUGUUUUUUUGGUUUCUGUUACAAAACAUUUUGCUAAGGUGUGCCCUAAUGAACAUGACCCAGAUGAUCAAUGUAAAAAAAGAGAUACUGGUUCAAUGCCAUUGAUAGAAAGAACCUACAGUGAGAAUGUUUACUUCAACGGUCUAUCCAAUUGCACUAAAACCCAAGGUUCCCUGUUGAAUGCUUUAUUUUGGCCAUUAAAGAUUUAAUUAGAUUGUAAAGUACUUGGUAAUUGAAUUGUACCGCAGUUUGCCAUUUUGGUUAGAUCUUCUCAUUCUUGGUUCCUUUUAUGUGUAAACGUCUUUUUCAUAUUGUUGCAUUAAAACAUAUGUAGGUGAAGGCACAACUUACUGUAGCUCACUCAAAGCGGUUAGAGGUGUUAUGGUCAGGCUAUCCUUGGGAGGCUAUCAGUGCGUCAACUAUAUUCACUUAAAACCUUGCACAAAGUCAUUUUUGUCUUCUCAUUCAUGACACUUUUUUGUCUCUUGGUAAAGAUUUCGAUACCUCACAAUCAUGUCACAUUACGAGUGAGGACAAUACAUUUAUAUUUCUCUACUUGUGUUUAUCUUUUUCUCCAGGACUCCAUAAAUGCCUAUUUUAGUAUCCUGAAAUGUAUGGAUAUUUGUGCAAUAGCUACAGUAGUAAGUAAAGAUGAUUAUGUCUCUCUGUCGAGCACUAGAAACCCCCGUACAUUACUUCUCUCCCGCUCCCAGGUUCUGCAUCACUUCAUAAAUGCCCAUUUCACUUGAGGUUCCCUCAAGUCUAUGAAAUGUACAUUGAACGAAGACUUUCAGGGUUACAAACAACGCCAUGAACCUGUUUAUGUUUAGAAAAAUGUGGCGCAGGAGGACUAAUUUAUAAAUAUUUAAAUCCUCUUCGAAGGCUGAAGAAAACGCACAAACUUUGGACACCAUCCAUUUACUCAACCUUGGGUAGGUGGAAACUUUAACGUUUAAGAUAAAUUACUCAAAAAGUAAAGUCAGAAUUCCAUAUCUGGACAUGUAGCUUGUGCCUUUGCAACUUAAAUGUAUAUUUAAUUAGAUUGCCUUAGCCUUAUAGACAUUCGAUAUAAAACGUUCCCAGCAGUCCGUGUAGCUCUGCUAUCACCAUUGAGACCGUGUCUGUGCCCUUGAUCUAGGUCGGGCAAAACUAAACAUGGCGGUGUUCGCUUUAGCAAUCUCACUGGAAUAAAAAACCUUCAUUCGUUAUUAUUGAAAGAGAUUUUGAUAUCGCACAACUCGAAAUAUGGCUACUUAAUGUUAGAUCCCUCAUGUGCAAGACGGUUAUAGUCAAUGAACUAAUCACUGAUCAUAAUCUUGAUGUGAUUGGCCUGACUGAAACAUGGCUCCUCCUGGUUACACCAGUGACUAUAUUCCCCCGCACAUCCAGCAAAGGUGGAGGUGUUGCUAACAUUUACAACAGCAAAUGUCAAUUUAAAGAAAAGAACAUUACUUUUUGUCCAUUGAGCUUCUAGUCAUGAAUUCUAUGCAGAUUUUUCAAUCACUUUUUAUAGCUAUUGUUUACAGGCCUCCUGGGCCUUAUACAGCAUUUCUCACUGAGUUCCCUGAAUUCCUAUCGGACCUUGUAGUCAUGGCAGACCAUAUUCAACAUUUUGGUGACUUCAAUAUUCACAUGGAAAUUCCACAGACCCACUCCAAAAGGCUUUCGGAGCUAUUUCAACAGUCAUUACCCUGGAUCUAGUUUGUCCGGUGGGGCGUAGCCUAGUGGUUAGAGCGUUGGACUAGUAACCGGAAGGUUGCAAGUUCAAACCCCCGAACCCUGAUCUGUUCACCGGACAUGCUACCGUGUCCUGGGCCUGCUGUUUUCAACUCUCUCUCUACCGCGCCUGUUGUUUCGACCUCUGAAUGCUUGGCUAAGAAAAGCCAACUACCAUUUACUCUUGAGGUGCUGACCUGUUGCACCCUCUACAGGUUCUUGCCUUCUAGGGAGUUUUUCCUAGCCACCGUGCUUCUACACCUGCAUUGUUUGCUGUUUGGGGUUUUAGGCUGGAUUUCUGUACAGCACUUUGAGAUAUUGGCUGAUGUAAAAAGUGCUUCAUAAAUACAUUUGAUGGAUUGAUUUAUUUCUUAUGGAGGAUUGACAGUUUAAUUUAUAAUAAUUAAUAUUCCCACUCAAGUCAACAUUCUUUGACGUGUGGACCGCUAUCCAUCUUUGUAGUACAUUUGAAAGUUGACAUUUCUACUUUAUUCACAUUUUAGUACAUUUAUCAGAUAUUUAAAUGUAUGCUUUGUCUCAACCAACAAAAACACUUCAUGUGAAUAGGGCCUAAGCUACAACGUCUGAACAUGAACGAAAAAUCGGAGUUUAUGCAUUUUUUUUUUAGAAUUUACGUUAUAGCCUAAAAAAUGUUUUUAUUAUUAUUAUUAUUAUGACAAUCCUGUUUUUGUAAGCUUCCUAAUGAUAUUAGACUCAACCUUUUUAUAUUUUUUUCAGUGAUGAAAACAUGGAUGUCUCAUGGUAUGGUGGGCUAUGCAACAAUAAGUCAACUUUGAGCAUCUUUAUCUCUUAAAUCUUUAUGUUUAAAAGUAAAUACUUGUAAAAGUAAAUACUUGUUGUGACCAGAUAACAAUGAAAAGAUGUAUUUUUCAUGACGUUUUCAUGUUGUCGUGAAAAUACGUCUUUAAUCAGUUUGUUGUAUUCUGGUUAUACAGUAUGACCAGUUUACAACCAGAAAAUCCCAUUUAGGAAAUAUGUAAAAAGGGCAGUUAACCCACUGUUCUUAGGCCGUCAUUGAAAAUAAGAAUAUGUUCUCAACUGACUUGCCUAGUUAAAUGAAGGUAAAAUAAAUGUUUUGUGGUUAUUAAAUAUG
This is a messenger RNA of Oncorhynchus nerka (sockeye salmon), 7378 nucleotides long. RefSeq lists its product as uncharacterized. Gene Ontology annotation, biological process: microtubule-based movement. Lineage: Eukaryota; Metazoa; Chordata; Actinopteri; Salmoniformes; Salmonidae. Gene Ontology annotation, molecular function: ATP binding; microtubule motor activity; microtubule binding. The record is from RefSeq and is a predicted model, not a curated record.